AAAUAAGCAGCUGACCGCUACGAAACGGAGCGACCUGCCAACUAUCGUCGGUUAACACUGAACACGUUUCUUCACGGCCUAGUCAUCUGGCCCGGGCUGGUCGUGUUCCUCAGCCGCCACUCACAUACACGGCCGUUUACGGAUGGGAGGCGCCGAGGAGCUGCCGCAUCGCUGGACGCGAUAACUCCCAUCACUAGCGAGCCUUUUCUUCCUCUCGGAAGGGGAACGAAUCCGGAUAUUUUAAACUGGGGAAAAGGACAGAAAACACGUGUAUGUAUACAGCCGCAACUAAACAAUGCGUUUAGUCCUGUAGCCGCUUGGCUAGACGCUGGAGAUAGACGAGACGUUGUCGACCGGUUGCCUGGGUAGGUCAGCAAACGUCCAGCAUCGCCGGCCGCAGCAUCGCUGGGCAGAUCUGUUCCGGAGGUACCCAGGAGCUUUAUCUCGGUUACCGGCACACAACAGCACCAGUACGCCAGGAGACAGCCAAAAAGACGAAUGUAGAUAAUGAAUCGCCUUUGUUCUGUCAACAAUAACGUCCCAUGCGAUAACAACCUCCUGGUCCUGGACAUGGUUCUGAGCUCUCUCUGGGCGGUGCCACAGCCAGUCAACUGGGAGAACGUUGCCAGGCUCGUUCCUGGCUUUACCCCAAAAGAGUGCGCACGCAGGUUCGAUGAGCUGAAGAGCACCGGGAGUCUUCCUCUAGUGGAUGAUCAUUGUAACAUGCUGACCGUGACUAGCGGCUCUCCGUCUGAACCACUCUCCGCUUACAUCAGGUCCACACUCUUGGACCUCACCGGAGACACGGCAGAGCCACGGACCAAUCAGAGCGUACUUUCUGUAUCCGGACUGAGCGUGACCCCUGCAGAGAGAGGAUGCAGAGCUGAGAAUGAGAUCACAUCGGCUACAGAGGAUAGAGAGAACGAAGAUGGUGGGAAAAGCCCUACCAUGGUGAUCCACGUGUGUGAUGAAGCAAAGAACCUGAAGCAGGAUUUUGAAUGUCCACGCCACCUGCUGGUGAAAGAGAUGCGCUACUUCUCAGAGUACUUGUCCAUGGAUGUCCAGCGGUGGGAGGAGGUGGACAUCUCCGUGCACUGUGACAUCCAGAUCUUCGACUGGCUAAUGAGUUACGUGAAGAGGAACUGCGAGGAACCUGAAUCUGAGAAGUACAUCGAAAGGCCCAAGCUGGAACCCAGCAAUGUCAUCUCCAUCCUGAUCUCAUCCGAAUUCUUGAAGAUGGAUACUUUAGUGGAGGAGUGUAUCCAGUUCUGCCAUAAGCACAUGAGUGCUGUCGUGGCAACACAGUGUAACAUGAGCUGUAUCAGCAGCAUGCUGGUAUCGCGCAUCACCCAGCUCUUCACGCACAACCAGGCCCACGACAUCAAAGACAAGAAGGACAAGUUUAAAAGUAAGUUGUUCCAGAAGAAGAUUGAGAAGUUGUUCAAUCCUGAUGGUGAGAAUCAGGACUCUCCCGGAUGUGCUGCUACGCUAUACAGGUGUAGUCUUUGUCAGAAGCUUUUAACCAAAGACACUGAAAGGAAGAUUCCGUGUGUCCCAGGCAAACUCAAUGUGGACUCUCAUGGGAAUAUCGUCUACGCACACAGCAGGCAUAAAGGUUGGGAUGUACAUGAGUAUCUGAAUAGCUUGUAUGAGGAACUGAAAUCCUGGGUGCUGGUUUACUGGAGGAUCUGGGGUACCAUCAACUUCCUCACCUGUUCAUGCUGUAAACAGGUGUUCCUCUGCUAUGAGCUGGCCCAGUGCAGGUACCACCCUCAGCCUGUGGUGUUCCCCGGUGUGGGUGCAGAGCGCAGCUGGCAUGGUACUGGGUUCUAUCCCUGCUGCAACCGGAGGGCUCUUCGGUUCGACCCCGCCGCCAUGCCCCACGGUUGUAAGCUCAGGGACCAUGUAGUGUGUACAGUGGAUAGUGAGGACUGUUUGGACAAUAUGAAAUCCGUCCAGACCAGAAUUCUGAAUGACCUGCUCCUGCAUCGAGACGUUGUGUGUGUGAGCAGCCCUCCGGUGUCUGAGAGCUCUGUGGAGUCGCCUGCUGGGGACGUGCGUGUGCAGGACUGCAACAUUAUGCCAGAGCCUGGAGUUCUAAAUGUUCAGAGUGGCAGAGAAAUCACCGCCUUCUCGCUGUUAAAGAACUGGAGUCUUCAGCUGAGACAGCAAUCUCUCCUGUCUGAGGAUGAGGAAUAUACCACAGGGUCAGAAGUUACAGAGGAUGAGGUUGGGGAUGAAGAAGACGCUUCCAAGAAACAAGUGGCAAAGAAAGCACAAAAACCAGGCAAGCCUUUGAAAAGACAAGUGGUCUCACCCAGCAUACAGCACAGAGAGAAGCCUGUAGACAAGGUUCCUUCACGGGACUCAACCCCGUUCACAGUAAGCAUGCAGAUGAGUAAAUGGGACAGCACUCGCUCAUUGAGGUUUAACCAGGACGCUCAGAGGGAGGAAGACCAGAGGAGAAUGGUGGAGGUAAUUGAUCAUCUUACCAAAAUGCGCUUUGGUGACUUGGAACAGAUCAAGUCAAAAGACACUAAAGAGGUAGAGAAGAACCACCUUCACUGUUGUAUGUGUCUUGCAGGAGGUAUCUACUCCAGACUAGAGGCCCAGUUUAAGAGCUGUACUCAGUCAAGUGGCAAACAUAACAGCUCAGACAAAACACUCCGGCUGAAGACCCGCUCCGGGCCAUCUAGGCCAACGUAGAAGAGGAAUGAAAGAUGACCUGAGCGGUGUGUGAAAGGAAGACUCCUGAGACUGCUCAGACAGAUGAGAGACGCUCCAUCUCUCCUUCACCCGUAUCCCAUUGUCUGAACCACCAGAGGACAACGAGCAGUGAUGAACAUUUGAAUCAGUCUUCCCCAUUGCUAGCGGUGCUACUAGCCUCACGGAUGUUGUCUUUCUCUCUCCCUGUGAUCUUUUUUGCCGCUUCUUUGCUCUUUUUGAUUCUUUCAUCUCCUGUUAUAUUUCACAUGCUCAUAAACCUGAUGUAACCGCACCCCUCCCAAUGCCCCUGUAGUAACCUGCACUUUGUGCUGUCCUAACACACCAACCCCUGCUGGUGAGCAUUAAACUUGCAGCCAGCGUUGGCUCCGAGAAGCGGGCUUGUCUUACUAACCUGGCGCACUCAAUCUAGAAUAAAGAAUGGAGCGGAGCUUGCAGGAGUGUGCGCUUCACUUUCCUGAACCUUAACACGAGGCUGAACUCAGUCUGCUGGCUAGCGGCUGUAGUUAU
Molecule: messenger RNA, 3234 nt
Organism: Electrophorus electricus (electric eel)
Lineage: Eukaryota; Metazoa; Chordata; Actinopteri; Gymnotiformes; Gymnotidae
Gene: sanbr
Product: SANT and BTB domain regulator of CSR
Source: RefSeq, a predicted model, not a curated record